This is a messenger RNA of Racocetra persica, 617 nucleotides long. The record is from the annotation of a GenBank genome assembly. NCBI's taxonomy places the organism in Eukaryota, Fungi, Glomeromycota, Glomeromycetes, Diversisporales, Gigasporaceae.
AUGGCCUCACAAAAUAACGCCAAUUCUUCAAUCCUUAAUCAAACCACACCAAAUCGCAUUUUUCCCCCGAUAAAUUUUGGCAAAUUCGAAUUCUUGCUUCCAAAAUUGACUGAGGAAGAAUUGCAAAUAAUAUUAAAUCCACCUCUGCGCCUUGUUCUAACAGUUGAAGAGCUUUUCGGUCCUGCAAAAAGACCUUCAAAAAAUCCCAAUCCACCUCGUUCUUUAAAUGCAUACUUCCUUUGGAGAAGGAAUUAUGACGCAUCACAACCUUCUAAGAAUUGCAAACAACGUUCACAUGAAUCCAGUAGGAUGUGGGAUAGAUCAGAUAAUAGAAUAAAACGUUUUUUUAAAAUUUUAUCAGAUCUUCAUAAGAUCUAUCAUGGACUGAAGUAUCCACAGUAUAAAUAUAAUCCAAGAAGAAAUACACAUUCUAAAGUUAGCGAAAAAUUGAACCUUACACCUCUUGACUAUGAUAAUGAAGCCCAAGGGAACUCAAUGACGAAUUUUGAUCAAGAAGGUUCUCAUCUUGAUAUCAAUAAUGGCCUUGAAGUCUGUGAACAUUAUGAGAAGGUCCUUGGCUUAGAGUACUUAUUGGAACUUGCUAAUCACAUACAAAG